Molecule: messenger RNA, 1982 nt
Organism: Brachypodium distachyon (stiff brome)
Lineage: Eukaryota; Viridiplantae; Streptophyta; Magnoliopsida; Poales; Poaceae
Product: homeobox-leucine zipper protein HOX16
Exons: 4
Coding region: 521-1543 (340 amino acids)
Biological process (GO): positive regulation of DNA-templated transcription
Cellular component (GO): nucleus
Molecular function (GO): sequence-specific DNA binding; DNA-binding transcription factor activity, RNA polymerase II-specific
Source: RefSeq, a predicted model, not a curated record
CUCCAUUUCUUCAAACUUUAGCCGAUCAGUGUCCUCCACAAGAAAAAAAAAAUUAUAUCACAGCACGAAUAGUAAAAAACAAACCCCUCGUCGUGAUCAAACGCAUUAAGAAAUCAAGAAAAGGUUUUCUUUUCUUUCUUUCUUCUUCGAGCCCGGCCAUCCACCACACCCAUCUUCUCCGGCCCCGUUGAAUUGUCCCGCUCCGAUACGCGCUAGCUAAGCUCUUCUCCGGCGAGACACGUGCGUCCGUACACGAGUGGUCUCCUCCCCGCAGGGCCGAGGAGAUCUCUCGGGGCCUCGGGGACUGGGGCGUGCAUGAUGGGGCUUUCGCUGUCUCCGAUGAAGAUCUCGACGAGGCUUCUGUGGAGCACCAGCUUCUUCCGCCACAAGAUGGCCGCCAUGAUCGCCUCCUCCUCCUGCUUCUUAUAAGAUCCCCUCGGCCGCCGCAGCAGCUGUACAUAUUCUCUUUCGUUUCGCCAGACGACACACGAGCUAGCUCGAUCUUGAAGCUUUGGUUCGCAUGGAGCCCGGCCGGCUCAUCUUCAACACGUCGGGCUCCGGCGCCGGGCAGAUGCUCUUCUUGGACUGUGGCGCGGGCGGCAUCGGCGCCGGGGGCGCAGCAGCAGCCGCCAUGUUCCAUCAUCGAGGUGGGAGACCGGUGCUGGGCAUGGAAGAAGGGCGCGGCGUAAAGCGGCCCUUCUUCACCUCGCCCGACGACCUGCUGGAGGAGGAGUACUACGACGAGCAGCUCCCGGAGAAGAAGCGCCGCCUCACUCCGGAGCAGGUGCAUCUGCUGGAGAAGAGCUUCGAGGAGGAGAACAAGCUGGAGCCGGAGCGGAAGACGGAGCUGGCGCGCAAGCUGGGGCUGCAGCCGCGGCAGGUGGCCGUGUGGUUCCAGAACCGGCGCGCCCGCUGGAAGACCAAGACGCUGGAGCGCGACUUCGACCGCCUCAAGGCCUCCUUCGACGCCCUCCGCGCCGACCACGACGCCCUCCUCCAGGACAACCACCGCCUCCGCUCCCAGGUGGUAACGUUGACCGAGAAGAUGCAAGAGAAGGAGGCGCCGGGACCGGCAGGCGGCGCGGCCAUGGACGCCUCGGAGCAGCUGCAGCCUCCGGAGGACCAGGCCAAGGCGUCCGUUGACGCAGAGGAGCAGAUGGCCGCGGCGGAGGCGUUCGACGAGGCGCUGCUGCUGCAGCAGGUGAAGGCGGAGGACCGGCUCAGCACGGGCAGCGGCGCCGGGAGCGCGGUGCUGGACGCGGACGCGCUGCUCGCCGUGGUCGACAGCAGCGUCGAGUCCUACUCCUACUUCCCCCCGGGCGGCGCCGCCGACGAGUACCACCACGACUGCGUCAUGGGCGGCGCCGGUGGGAUCCAGUCCGAGGAGGACGACGGCGCGGGCAGCGACGAGGGGUGCAGCUACUUGCCCGACGACGACGCAGGCGUCCUCUUCGGCGCCGGCCAUGGGCACCACCAUGCGGAGGACGAGGAGGAGGACGGCGGCCAGAUCAGCUGGUGGAUGUGGAACUGGUCAACUAGCUAGAUCCCCCCCUCGAAUCGAACGUUCUCGCCGUUACUCUCGCGCGUAAAAUCGAAAACGGUCUCUCGCGCGCGUAUGAUCAGUAAAAAAAAGAAGAAACAAGUCGGUCGUGGCUUUUGUUUUCUCUCCUUGUGACAAUUGGGGUCGAUCGCUGCGAAGAUUAAGUGUUGUAUCUUUAUUGUAUGCAUGUGCAUUGUACUACGGGGUUAAUUAGGGUAAUAUCGAUCUAUCGGUGGUAGUAAAAUUAUCUGUCGUGGUGUACGAGAAUAAGUGCACGGAGACAAGCUAGCAAACCUUUUUAUGGCACACGGUUGUCAUGUCGAACGAGAAGUUCAAUUAGCCGCCGUCAGUUAAUCACCAUGCGUCUCGUCCUCUGUGUUAUGUCAAGAUCAAAUCCAGGAAGAACUGGUUCAAUAUUAUCUGUAUAUGCGUGCUUAUCCUA